UUAAUACCCUCUACAUGUUUUGGAUCCUAAAAGUUUUAACUCUCACUCACCCAUAAGUUUUGUGUGAACUAGUUUCUCUCGAGUGAAGGAAAAAUGGCCCAAUGUGAGGGAAGAGGCAGUGCAAGUCGAACCACCAUGGUCGUUUUGGUGACAAUGGUGUGGCUCAUGGUUCAAUCCAUUGGACCAGUGGAUGGUGCGGUUUAUACGGUUGGAGACUCUAAUGGUUGGUCCUUCGGCUCCAAUACUUGGACCAAAGGAAAGCGGUUCAAAGCAGGCGAUACCCUCGUCUUUAACUAUGAUUCAACGAUCCAUAACGUGGUGGUGGUGAACAAAGGAGGUUAUAAUGGUUGCACAGCUUCGGCAGGUGCGAAAGUGUACAACAGUGGAAAGGACCGUCUGAAGCUCUCUAAAGGCGUAAAUUUUUUCAUAUGUAGCAUCGCUGGUCAUUGUCAGUCUGGGAUGAAUAUCGCCGUAACCGCUGCUUAAUGUAAUCUCUUCGGUUUAUUAAUAAAUAAAAGUUGUUAUUGUGUGUCAGUUCCAUGAAUAAUGAUAUUAAUUUGUUUUGACGAAA
Molecule: messenger RNA, 571 nt
Organism: Lactuca sativa (garden lettuce)
Lineage: Eukaryota; Viridiplantae; Streptophyta; Magnoliopsida; Asterales; Asteraceae
Product: basic blue protein
Cellular component (GO): plasma membrane
Molecular function (GO): electron transfer activity
Source: RefSeq, a predicted model, not a curated record